Homo sapiens (human) is the source of this 425-nucleotide messenger RNA. RefSeq names its product gonadotropin releasing hormone 2 (gene GNRH2). The record is from RefSeq and is marked reviewed. Gene Ontology annotation, molecular function: hormone activity. Lineage: Eukaryota; Metazoa; Chordata; Mammalia; Primates; Hominidae. Gene Ontology annotation, cellular component: extracellular region. The transcript has 4 exons. The coding region runs from base 52 to 414 and encodes 120 amino acids.
CUGCAGCUGCCUGAAGGAGCCAUCUCAUCCACAGCUCUUCCUUGAGCAGCCAUGGCCAGCUCCAGGCGAGGCCUCCUGCUCCUGCUGCUGCUGACUGCCCACCUUGGACCCUCAGAGGCUCAGCACUGGUCCCAUGGCUGGUACCCUGGAGGAAAGCGAGCCCUCAGCUCAGCCCAGGAUCCCCAGAAUGCCCUUAGGCCCCCAGGAAGGGCCCUGGACACUGCAGCAGGCAGCCCAGUCCAGACUGCCCAUGGCCUCCCAAGUGAUGCCCUGGCUCCCCUGGACGACAGCAUGCCCUGGGAGGGCAGGACCACGGCCCAGUGGUCCCUUCACAGGAAGCGACACCUGGCACGGACACUGCUGACCGCAGCCCGAGAGCCCCGCCCCGCCCCGCCAUCCUCCAAUAAAGUGUGAGGUUCUCCGAA